Messenger RNA from Letharia columbiana, 2130 nucleotides. RefSeq lists its product as uncharacterized. Gene Ontology annotation, molecular function: RNA polymerase II cis-regulatory region sequence-specific DNA binding; DNA-binding transcription factor activity, RNA polymerase II-specific. The transcript is spliced from 3 exons. The record is from RefSeq and is a predicted model, not a curated record. Bases 1 to 2130 code for a protein of 709 amino acids. Gene Ontology annotation, biological process: regulation of transcription by RNA polymerase II. NCBI's taxonomy places the organism in Eukaryota, Fungi, Ascomycota, Lecanoromycetes, Lecanorales, Parmeliaceae.
AUGACCACCUUUGAGCCGGUCAACGUUGGCCUCGGCCUUUCGGACUACUCCACCGAAGCGACUACACCGACGACUCCUCGAGCCCCUAUACCAAACCCUACUCGACCCACACCUCUCCCAUCUUCCGAGGACUCGACGCGGUCCGCGCCAAAUACGCCUACAACACUGAACUUUGGUGGAGUAAACGGGCAACGGCCAUUACCCAGUUCGCCCUUUAGCAAUUCUUUUCCAGUACAACAUCAGCCUCUAGGCACGACAAGACCUGGGAUUGCCAGUCGCGGCGAUUCGAGUCGCUCGAUUCAAUCAACGGAAUCCCAGGACAUAGACAUGGAUGAAUCAGACGAGGGCGAUGGAGGGUCGGACGCCGACAGUAUAGACUUGGAGACGGGCAGGCCAUCCAAAAAGAAGAAGGGUCAGAGGUUUUUCUGCACCGAGUUUCCACCUUGCAAGUUGAGUUUCACACGGAGUGAACAUCUCGCACGGCACAUCAGGAAACAUACCGGGGAACGACCUUUCCAAUGUCACUGUUCGCGCAGAUUCUCUCGUCUCGACAACCUGCGGCAGCAUGCCCAAACGGUACAUGUCAACGAAGAGAUUCCUGGCGACUCUCUGGCUGCUACUGGUACUCGCUUUCAACGCCAGAUUCGAACUGAUCGUGUGCGACCGCCGAGUGGGCGGCCUCGCGCUGGCACUGCGAGUAGCCAAGGAAGCCACGGUCGAGGUCACGGCCGGAAUCUGUCAACCUCUAGUAUUGGAUCCAAUGCAUCUACGAUGGUCAGAGAGGACAGUCGACGAAGGCCACCUCCUUUGAUGAUGGCGGGUGAUUCAUCUGCGCGGAACAGGCUGAGCUUGGAUACGCUACGAAGUCAAGCUUCAACGCCGCCUGGCCAGUAUUCAUUCUUAGUGGAACCAUCUGAAGGUGCUAGCACCCCAACUUCGACCACUUAUUCCAAUGGACAGAAUAGCCCGGGCUAUGGCUCAUCCUUGGGGUCACCCGUGUCCACUGUAUCUCGAAGUGGUAAUUUUUGGGACGGCAGGUCUCACACUCGAAGACUAUCCGUACCAUCUGGACCGGUCCAAUUCCAGUCUCCUCAGAGUAAUGCCUAUUCUUCGCCUUUCCUCAGUCCUCUGGUUUCCUCCAGUGCUUCUACCUUUCCAAAUAUUGGCAGUAGUUCGGGGAGUCCGACCAAUGCGAAUUACAACCCGUCACGCCGCGAAGCUGUAUCAGCUGCCGAAGCCGAAUGGAGAAGACGGACAUGGCAUCCUAGCACCUAUACUUAUACGAAUUACUCUCGUCCAGCUACGAGUGGAUUGAGCUACUACCAGACCCCGGAUGCUCCUCGGCCUGCUUUUGCUCCACAAGCUGCUGCGGCUGCAAGUCAGCCACAUCGACUACCCGGUAUUGAAACGUUUGAUCAGAUGCCUCGUCGGCCUGCAACGCCCCAUGCCAGCGCUUCAAGUCCUAUGCAGAUCGACCCUGCUAUCAGACCGCCAAUCUAUCCAGGUCCAUCAGUGCAGCCCAACUCUGGACCAAACGACAGGAGGGGCCACGCAUCAUGGGACAUGUCUCUCCAUCAGAAUCUUACUAAACUUGACAUAGCGAGUGGGACCCCACCUAACGAUUCUGGUGCAUGGUCCCAGCAGGCUGCUAAUGAACAAGUCUCAGUCGGCUCACAGACGGAACAGCACUCCCAGGCAGCCCCUGUUCUACAUCAAGAAUCCCAAAAGCGCGCUUCUGAGACUCCACACUACCCCAAUCCUACCCCUGUUAGAGCGAAACGUCAAGGCUGGUAUAUCGGCCAUGUAGGAGGAAGUCAGCAGCGAGCUUCACCUGGAGAUUCCAGCAGUAGCGAAGGAGUCCCGACCACGCCCUCGUUCACAACUGCCGAACAUCAUCCUUCGAUUGUCCACAGCAACGGUUACAUUGAGUCUGCUCACCCUGGCGCUGCCAUGCCAGCGCCUCACCACGCUUACAAUGCCGGAAACACACGACCUCCGACCUGGCCGCUACCGACCGGUGCGGACAGUUCUCACCACAACGGGCCAAAGGACACCCAGAUGAGUGGGCUUGAAGUCCUUGUGGCUGUUGCCACCAGCGAGGAAAAUGCUACUGCUACUCCUCGUUCCUGA